This is a messenger RNA of Orbicella faveolata, 5682 nucleotides long. RefSeq lists its product as uncharacterized. Lineage: Eukaryota; Metazoa; Cnidaria; Anthozoa; Scleractinia; Merulinidae. Gene Ontology annotation, molecular function: lipid binding. The record is from RefSeq and is a predicted model, not a curated record.
CGAACGAAACUUCUGCACGAGGACUAUUAGAAGUAACAGCGUUCAAACCAAAACAAACAGUCCUCCUUAUCGGCGAUAUUAAAGGCGCCCGAUCGAGAGUGAUUUGAUUUGAGUUUUCAGCGAGGUUGUCAAAAAUAACGCUCUGUUUCAAAUGACGCAAGGAAAAGAAAAAGAAAUCGGUAAUAAAGAUGGCGAGAAAUUGGCAUCAAAACAAUGUUCAGGUGCUGAGGAUCAGAGACGAAGGCAGCAUCGCGCAGAUCAACACCAAAGACUCCUAUUAUCCAUGCUUAUAUUCACCGUCAUAGCCUGGCUUCUUGGAAAGACUGAUGUAAGCAUAUCAUGGAUUUUUUUUCUGCUUGCUUGGAUCUUUUUCUGGUGGAAAAACACCGCUACAAAAGUAAUUGAUCUUGCUGCAAAGCAAGCUGAGAUUGAUAAGAGGCGAGAAAAAGCAUUGUCGAAUGCCGAAACAACAGAAUGGUUAAACUUCAUGAUCAACCGAUGGUUUGUCUUUAGCGAUAGAUCGUUGCUCAGCUGCAUCAAGAGAAACCUGGAACCUAUACUCCAGUCACACAAGCCGUCAUAUGUAGGUUCUAUAGAGAUUCUCGACUUCACAUUAGGCAACAGAACGCCAUACUUCAAAAAUGUGACAGCGUACGACAAUCAUGACGAUAACCGAAAUAUAAAAGCUUCAGAAUUAAACUUCAACCACCCUCCAGAUGAUCUGAUGACUAGAGGUAAAUAUCAAGCAGUUAUUCACCUGGACGCCGGUCUGACAUCGCCAGAGGCCAGAUUUGUUAUCCGAAUCAGACUCGGUAACAAGGGGUUUCUCGGUACAUACACAGAUGUUGCAAUAGAAGAUCUUCACAUCCACGGCAACAUUCAGCUGGUGUUGUUGUUCAAUCGAAACAUUCCGUUUCCUCACGUGGCAGCAGUGUCCUUAUGUUUCACCGAGGAACCACAAGUAUCAUUCGACAUUCGUUUCCUAAAGGCAGUGCAACUAAUGGAGGUUCCUCUACUAAGGCAGUGGAUAACACAAAUGGUCCAUGAUUCCCUCAAAUUAGCUCUGGUAGAUCCUGGUCACGUAACAAUUCCUUUUUGUAACGAUCCUGAAGUUGUAGGAAGAGGAGCGGCGUAUGCAUGUGGUGUGCUUACUUUGACUAUCAGUGGAGGGUCUCACGGAAAAUUAACAGAUGACCCGUACUGGUGCUCUGUGAAGAUUAACGGUCAAAAGCAAUACACUAGGGAGGUGAUGGGAGAUGAUCCUUGGACUGAUCACGUGUCUCUUCUGGUAUAUAACCUACAUGCAGACAAGCUUGUAAUCAAGCUCAAAGGAAGACGAAAACUCGGCACCAAGUACACUGUGGCUGAGCAUGUGCUGCUGCUUUCGAAUUUUUGCUUGGAGAGUAAUCCUCUACAUGAAAAAGUGUUGGAGAAAUCAUCUUUCAAACCUGCUUCCCUGACGGUGCAAAUGGAAUACACAUCUCUACCAGUGAUUGAUGUUUGCCACACAAUAACACAUGAAGAGUUCAGCAGAAAUUACACCAGCAGACUACGAAAUUUGCACCCGAAUGAAGAUGACCCGUACUGGUGCUCUGUGAAGAUUAACGGUCAAAAGCAAUACACUAGGGAGGUGAUGGGAGAUGAUCCUUGGACUGAUCACGUGUCUCUUCUGGUAUAUAACCUACAUGCAGACAAGCUUGUAAUCAAGCUCAAAGGAAGACGAAAACUCGGCACCAAGUACACUGUGGCUGAGCAUGUGCUGCUGCUUUCGAAUUUUUGCUUGGAGAGUAAUCCUCUACAUGAAAAAGUGUUGGAGAAAUCAUCUUUCAAACCUGCUUCCCUGACGGUGCAAAUGGAAUACACAUCUCUACCAGUGAUUGAUGUUUGCCACACAAUAACACAUGAAGAGUUCAGCAGAAAUUACACCAGCAGACUACGAAAUUUGCACCCGAAUGAAGUUUCAGGUGUGCUCCUCGUGUGUGCUCACACCGGUCACAGCUUAGUGCCCAUGGACAAACACGGACUCAGUGAUCCCUACUGCGUUAUAUAUGAAAACAGCAGACAGGUACGCAAGGUUUAUCGCUGUUUAAUCCUAAGCCCCCAACUACAAGUUAAAAUCAAAAUUUUGGGAACAUAUUUCAAAAGCUUUCCGUUUUCCUAUCGUUCCUAUCCGCCAGUGAAUGCACGUGCCAAGCGCGGGGAGGCCGUGAAGGGAACUCUUAGUCCUGUAUGGGACACCAUGGUGGAAAUACUUGUUGCUGAUUUUACCCAGACAACGUUGUCGUUUGUUGUCCUGGACAAAGAUACAAAUGCUAUUAAGAUGAUCAAAGAUGAAAGAGGCGACUUCAUGGGAUCAUGCAACCUGUCUUUGACUGAGAUAUCUCCCGUACUUUUCAAGAAAAACCUUGAUCUUCUGUAUAAAGUGAAGGGCUCUGGUAUGAUGAAAGCAGGGAAGCUCUGCGUGUCCGCCAUUUUCAGACCCGUUCAAUCAGUCGCAAAGUCGGAAAUAAAAGAAAGCAGCCUUGGACUUCCAGAGGGAGAACCUCCAGGACCGAAAGAUGCUAAGAUUGAGGUACAGACACUGGAGGCAUUGCUGAGAGCAGAGCGAGGAACUGUUGAAAUAAAUAUUUACCAAGGACGUAAUCUGGUAGCAAAGGAUGUCAAUGGUAAAAGUGAUCCGUUUGUAACAGUAAAGGAAGGUAGUGAAGGACGAGAGAAAUUUAGAACAAGAACCAUUAUGAACACACUUGACCCAGUGUGGAAAGAAACGGCUCUUAUAGCCAUGCCUGAUGUGAAUGGACUGCUGCUUCUGGAAGUCUGGGAUAAAGAUCCGCUGUCACAAGAGAGAAUGGGACAAAUAGGUUUUACGACGGAGAAACUUAAAGACUUAGGAAUGGCUCCGUAUGAGAAGCGCUGGUGUAGACUCCGAGGAGUGAAAAGUGGAGAGCUACAGCUGUCAUUCAAAUACACGGCUCCACAAGCGGAAGAUGACAACACCAAUAACAACAUAAACAACAUUGAGUCUCAAGCGCAGAGAGAGAAACCCUCGCUUGAAUCAGAAGUUCCAGUUUCAAUAGGCACCAAUGGCUCUCUACCUUCCACUGUGAGCACGCUUCAUACAUCCCCGCCAAAAACCAGUCAACAACCUCCACAAGAUGAGAGGAAUCUUCCAUCUUGGGUUGGUACAAUGCAAACAAAGAGAAGGUACAAUGGUGGAGAGGAGGAGGUUGGGGAAGUGUUUACACCAAGUGCGCCCUUGAAAUCAUUCUCAAAGGCAGAAACUGAAGGGGAGUACGAGCUCAAAGCUUGGCCACGAAAAAGUGGUCGUCUUCGAUCUGUUGUUGAUACAGUUCGUUCGCUUCGCUCUCGCUCUCCAGCAUCUUUUUCUGGUGCUGAAAAUACCUCAGGGCACGGAGAAAGCACAGGGCAAGGAAGCCAAACGGAAGGAAAAGAUAAAUCCAGGAAUACUUCAAGAGUUCUAAAACGGAAUUCUAUCCGUAAAAAGUUCUCCUUUCUAAAGGAUCGCCGACAGCGUAGCGUUAGUGAAAGCCAUUUAGGCGUGUUAUACUCCUCACAAGAUGACAUGGAUGGUAUGGCGGCAAACAGCAGUAAGAAUCGUGCACUGAAAAAGCUUAUGCGGCGGAGCAGUGAGAAUAUAACUGGUUCAACGACCCUUAGGCGCGAAAGAAGUCCUGAGAAAUGCUUUCACUCUUUGCCGAACAGCCCUAUCUCCAUUACGUCGGGCAGAGAUCAUUUUAAACGCAAUGUUGGUCAACGAAACUCACGAAGCACUGCUUCUUGUAGCUCUAAUUCCCAAGGAUCAAGUACAACUCAAGAGAAGUGUCCCGCGUGUGAUUUCAACGUUUUAAUUUUGAGUGAAUGUCCGGACUGCAAAGAAUCACAGCAGAAAAACUCUGUGCAUCCUUCACCCCACGAAAGACUGAUACUUUAUAUCUCUCGCGGCCAAUUGCCAUGGCUGACCUGGCAAGAGAACACUCAGUACAAUAUAGCCAAAUCAUGUGGCCCAGUGUAUCAUUCUUUUCUCUACGACUUGCCGAAUUUAUUUCCUUACUUCAAGAUGUUCAUUUUUCUAGAAAUAAAAGAAAGCAGCCUUGGACUUCCAGAGGGAGAACCUCCAGGACCGAAAGAUGCUAAGAUUGAGGUACAGACACUGGAGGCAUUGCUGAGAGCAGAGCGAGGAACUGUUGAAAUAAAUAUUUACCAAGGACGUAAUCUGGUAGCAAAGGAUGUCAAUGGUAAAAGUGAUCCGUUUGUAACAGUAAAGGAAGGUAGUGAAGGACGAGAGAAAUUUAGAACAAGAACCAUUAUGAACACACUUGACCCAGUGUGGAAAGAAACGGCUCUUAUAGCCAUGCCUGAUGUGAAUGGACUGCUGCUUCUGGAAGUCUGGGAUAAAGAUCCGCUGUCACAAGAGAGAAUGGGACAAAUAGGUUUUACGACGGAGAAACUUAAAGACUUAGGAAUGGCUCCGUAUGAGAAGCGCUGGUGUAGACUCCGAGGAGUGAAAAGUGGAGAGCUACAGCUGUCAUUCAAAUACACGGCUCCACAAGCGGAAGAUGACAACACCAAUAACAACAUAAACAACAUUGAGUCUCAAGCGCAGAGAGAGAAACCCUCGCUUGAAUCAGAAGUUCCAGUUUCAAUAGGCACCAAUGGCUCUCUACCUUCCACUGUGAGCACGCUUCAUACAUCCCCGCCAAAAACCAGUCAACAACCUCCACAAGAUGAGAGGAAUCUUCCAUCUUGGGUUGGUACAAUGCAAACAAAGAGAAGGUACAAUGGUGGAGAGGAGGAGGUUGGGGAAGUGUUUACACCAAGUGCGCCCUUGAAAUCAUUCUCAAAGGCAGAAACUGAAGGGGAGUACGAGCUCAAAGCUUGGCCACGAAAAAGUGGUCGUCUUCGAUCUGUUGUUGAUACAGUUCGUUCGCUUCGCUCUCGCUCUCCAGCAUCUUUUUCUGGUGCUGAAAAUACCUCAGGGCACGGAGAAAGCACAGGGCAAGGAAGCCAAACGGAAGGAAAAGAUAAAUCCAGGAAUACUUCAAGAGUUCUAAAACGGAAUUCUAUCCGUAAAAAGUUCUCCUUUCUAAAGGAUCGCCGACAGCGUAGCGUUAGUGAAAGCCAUUUAGGCGUGUUAUACUCCUCACAAGAUGACAUGGAUGGUAUGGCGGCAAACAGCAGUAAGAAUCGUGCACUGAAAAAGCUUAUGCGGCGGAGCAGUGAGAAUAUAACUGGUUCAACGACCCUUAGGCGCGAAAGAAGUCCUGAGAAAUGCUUUCACUCUUUGCCGAACAGCCCUAUCUCCAUUACGUCGGGCAGAGAUCAUUUUAAACGCAAUGUUGGUCAACGAAACUCACGAAGCACUGCUUCUUGUAGCUCUAAUUCCCAAGGAUCAAGUACAACUCAAGAGAAGUGUCCCGCGUGUGAUUUCAACGUUUUAAUUUUGAGUGAAUGUCCGGACUGCAAAGAAUCACAGCAGAAAAACUCUGUGCAUCCUUCACCCCACGAAAGACUGAUACUUUAAUGAUUUAAAAACAAUGGUGGAAAUACGAAUUUGUUGAUGCUGAGAUGAAUUUGCUCCUUUGAAGUGCAAGGCAUUACAGUGGCACAAUUUUUUUUAAAAUGAAAAUGACGAAAAUGACCAAAUCAAAGUGGCUGUGAGCC